AUCCAGGCCGUCCGAAUACAGCGCGACCCAAGUUAUGCCUGUGUCGUGGGUCGUCCCCGUCCUUUCCCCGGACUGACUCUGGGGUCUGGGGUUUCAAAUGCAAAAACAUCCCAUGUCCGCAUGAUAUGUGGUCUGACCUUCUACAUCAGAGACGCUUCCCUGCCGUACUCGUGAGGUAGCAUUACACUUUGAAUAUUAUGGCCGAAGAAGCUGCGCGGAAAGAGAUGGGUGAUAAGACUGAAGAGAUUGAGGCAGUCCCUCGACAUAGCGAGGUGGCAGUGACACCCGCGGAGGGCAGCGAGGACAUCGAGGAUGACCCUCAUCGAGCUGCCCUCGAGGACAAUCCUGAGACCCCCCAACGUGUCACUUGGUCCACGAUCAUGGCCGUCUUUUUCAUGGGCUUGUCCUUCUCAGGAUGCAUUUCGACUGCAUUCCUUCUGGCCUCGUCCAUUCUGGUCCCGAUCGGAAGCGCACUGGGCGAUUUGGAACCGAUCAGCUGGAUUGCCUCCUCUUGGGCUGUCACUUCAGCAGUUAGUAUGUCCCUUGGAGGUGGUUUGAGCGACAUCUUCGGCCGUCGAUACGUUAUUAUGGCCGGACAAGGUCUCAACAUCGUGGGAGGAAUUGUCGCUGCCACCGCUCAAACCACGAAACAUGUGAUUGCUGGGUCUGCCAUUAUUGGCUUCGGCGCCGGUCUCAUUUUUGUUGCCUACGCCGGUAUUCCCGAAAUUUUGCCCAACAAGUACCGUGGAAUGGGUUUGGCAUGGACUGAAUUCUGCAUUACUAUCCCAUGGGGUCUGCUCGCCACUCUCCUCGCCAACCAACUCAACGAACACGCGACGUGGCGGUGGGUAUACUAUCUAUCCAUCAUCUAUGCGGCGGUUUGUCUGGUCGGAACGGCCAUCUUCUACUUUCCGCCAGCUCGCCCACGUAAAGACUACGACAAGACCCGCUGGGAAGAAUUCCUCGAGCUGGACUUUGUGGGCUACUUCCUCUACGCUGGAGGCUUGACUGUUUUCCUCAUCGGAAUGAGUUGGGCUGGCGAGGAAGGCCACGCGUGGCACUCUGCCUCUGUGGUUGCGCCAAUCGUCCUUGGAGCCUUAAUCUUCAUUGGCACAUUUGUCUACGACUGGACCAUGAAACCGAAGCUUCCACUGAUGCCGCUCCACAUCUUCCGCAUGGUGCGGGAAUUUACCAUUCUAUUGGUUGCGCUUUUCGUCUCAGGAAUGGUCUUUUUCGCCAUGGUUUCCCUGCUGCCUCAAGCCACCGAGUCGGUCUACGACAGCGAUCCGAUCAAGCUCGGAGUCGCCUUGAUUCCCAACGGUGUGGGCCAAUUCAUUGGAGGGGCCGUUCUCCCUGCUUUGAUUCACAAAAUCAAGAACAUUCGAGCUCAGAUUGUGUUCGCGCUCUUCCUACAGACCCUGUUCUCGGCCUUGUAUGCUUAUGGUAUCAUUCCACACCACAAGACCGCAUGGGUCAUCUUCCAGCUUUUCGGCAUGAUGUGUUUCUCAUGGAUCACUCUUUGCUCAUACGUCGUCGCUGGGCUUCAUGUGCCACACAAGGAUCUCGGGAUUGCGUCGGGGUUGGUGGGAACUUUCCGCAAUACUGGAGGCAGUGUUGGUAUUGCUAUUUUCAACACCAUCAGAAACGGCGUUCUCAACAGCCAACUCGUGCCACGCAUUGUGAAGGCAGCGACAGCCAACGGAUUCCAUGGCGAUGCAGACGCGGUUGAAAGUCUAGUGACAGCUGUGUCGAAUAACGCAAAGGGGAUUCCUGACGCCUUUGCGAAAGUCCAAGGUGCCACUCCUGCUCUCAUCUCUGCAACUGCGGAAGCCUACAAGUCAGCAUACGGAUACGCUUAUCAGCGGGUCUUUUACAGCACAAUUCCCUUUGGUGUGAUUGCGAUUAUCACCGCACUCUUCAUCAAGGACGCCUCGGAAUACUUGACAAACCACACAGCAGUGCACAUGGAAAAGAAUAUUCUUGGGGAAGGCCACCACGAUAACAAGGCUGUGGAUCUGGAGCAGCCGGAGAAGACGGCAACGUAACUUACCAUCGGUCUUCUAUUCGGGGAGCAGACGCCUGGUUAAUGGGGCUCACUCUGCCAAGCGCCUUUCUGGCGGCAGCAGUUAUUCCGGUACAAGCCCGUAGGGUGUCCCAGCGGUCUGGAUAUGUACUAGGGGAAGGACUU
Cladophialophora immunda is the source of this 2188-nucleotide messenger RNA. RefSeq lists its product as uncharacterized. Gene Ontology annotation, molecular function: transmembrane transporter activity. Gene Ontology annotation, cellular component: membrane. Lineage: Eukaryota; Fungi; Ascomycota; Eurotiomycetes; Chaetothyriales; Herpotrichiellaceae. Bases 198 to 2045 code for a protein of 615 amino acids. The transcript has 3 exons. The record is from RefSeq and is a predicted model, not a curated record. Gene Ontology annotation, biological process: transmembrane transport.